Molecule: messenger RNA, 2076 nt
Organism: Anarrhichthys ocellatus (wolf-eel)
Lineage: Eukaryota; Metazoa; Chordata; Actinopteri; Perciformes; Anarhichadidae
Gene: pglyrp6
Product: peptidoglycan recognition protein 6
Exons: 5
Coding region: 607-2007 (466 amino acids)
Biological process (GO): peptidoglycan catabolic process
Molecular function (GO): N-acetylmuramoyl-L-alanine amidase activity; zinc ion binding
Source: RefSeq, a predicted model, not a curated record
GCAGCCUAAACACUGUUUCCCUGUGUCUUUUGGUCUCAACAGUUGUUGCGUGCCUCUUCAUCGCUGACUGAAUAAAAGCAGCAUAUGCAGAUAUAUUUGCUGUCACUGCUGCCCGGCACACACGUAAUUCAUGGUUGUGGGACUCCGACUUCCUCAGUUUUGCUGCUUGAGAACAUCAAACAAGAACAUGCGUAUUGCCUCAGAGAGGACUACCGCUGAUUUGUACAGCAGAGAGGAGUUUUGCCGCUUGCUGGUUUUAUUCCCAGAAGGUUGUUUUUUUUUCACAAGCAACAGCAUUAACAGCAACCGCUGUGACCGAAAUGUAUUACAGAACUUGUGAAUUUCUCCAAAGCGCCCGUGUCCGUCACACCGCCGGCAUACGUGGGAAGACCUUGAGCGGUAAAAAAGGACAUAAAAUGACUGUGACUCACACUGCAGGUGUCAGAUUCCCACAUUGCUCAGUGGGCCACGGCAACGGGCGGAACCCAGGCGUAUCUACAGUAAGUCAACAGUUGCAUAACCGCCCGCUUUAUUAUGCAGGUGAACUUGUAUAAAUGACAAGAGGCAACAAGGGGAGCAGACAUUUGGAGCCACUCACACCUCAGGAUGGAUAAAGGCGGCUGGAAACCCGCCCUGGCUCUUGUUGUGGCGUUGCUCAGCACGUAUGCAGAAGCUACGUCUUCCCUGCACAUGGAUGACUUCAUCGAGGCGGUGAGGCGGGUGGAGGACGGCGACCCUGGGUCAGACCCAUUGGCUGUGUUGAGGAGGCUGCGCGGGGCCGCCGGCCUCAACGACGCGUUCAUUCGGCACUUCCUUGGCAGCGCCAACUCCGGCGGCCCCGAAUUGAACGCGAGCCUCUCGGGUUACCUCAGCAAGGCCAUGCACCACAGGGUGACGGAGGACGCCAAGGAGGAAGGUGUGGUCCUGACGCCCGACGGCACCACCGUUGCCCUCGCGCCCCUCCUCCUGGGCAUCGAGGCCGGUUUCCUCGCCAAGAUGGCGGGCCGCGUGCGGGGCCUCUACCAGCUCACUCUGGCCAAAGACCUGGACAGCUCUCCUCUCCUGGGACUCGACGGCUGCUGGGACAACAUCACCUCCCCUCAAGUCUUCACCCUCCUCAGCAGCAGCCCCUCUGCGCUCACCGCCGCUCGGGUCAACGGAGGCAUGGACGGCGCGGUUCUAGGGAUGGAGGUCUCCGCUAAAGACGGACGCCCUCCUGCGCUCAGCGGCCUGCUGACGGAGUACUACUGCCGCCCGCUGGAGAGCGAAGGACUGAACGCCGCCCUGCGCCUCGUCAGCCGGCGCCGCAGGGAGAACUUCAGGGGGCUGGCCGCCCCUCCGGUGCUGGCCAGACAGGUGGUGAAAGCGGAAGAGCUGCAGAGGAGACUGACGGGGCGCUCGAAGCUGGAGGUGAAGGAGAAGAAGCAGCUGUUGGCUUUGGUGAAGGAGGGAAUGAAAGAGUUCGUCCAUAAGUACAUCGAUUGCCCGCCCAUCAUACCUCGCUGCAUGUGGGGCGCCGAGCCGUACAGAGGAACCCCCACCAACCUGUCUCUCCCUCUCUCCUUCAUGUACAUCCACCACACUCACACGCCGAGCCAGCCCUGCCUGACCUUCCAGCAGUGCGCCGCGGACAUGCGCUCCAUGCAGCGCUUCCACCAGGAGGACAGAGGCUGGGACGACAUCGGCUACAGCUUUGUCGCAGGCUCCGACGGGUACAUCUACGAGGGCCGAGGCUGGCUCCGACAAGGGGCCCACACCCUGGGACACAACUCCGUGGGCUACGGGGUUUCCUUCAUCGGGGACUACGUCACCGGGCUGCCCUCCCAGCACUCCAUGGAGCUGGUGAGGGAUAAGCUGGCAUCCUGCGCCGUCGGCGGCGGGAGACUGGUCGCCGACUUCGUCCUGCAGGGCCACAGACAGGUGGUGAACACUUCCUGUCCCGGCGACGCGCUCUACGCCGAGAUCAGAGGCUGGGAACACUUCGGGGAGGUCAAGAAAGGAAAAUGAUCUGAUUGGCAGGAGGAGGGCCUCGAGUGAACCAAAAGCUCAUCACAAUAAAUAUUGGUUUUAUUCUUA